Molecule: messenger RNA, 888 nt
Organism: Arachis duranensis
Lineage: Eukaryota; Viridiplantae; Streptophyta; Magnoliopsida; Fabales; Fabaceae
Product: pollen-specific leucine-rich repeat extensin-like protein 1
Exons: 3
Coding region: 1-888 (295 amino acids)
Molecular function (GO): zinc ion binding; nucleic acid binding
Source: RefSeq, a predicted model, not a curated record
AUGCCUUGCAUACAUGCACUUGCUGCCAUUAGGAAGAGACGGGACCAGCCACAAGACUACGUCCACCCUUGGCUGUGUAUGGAGUCAAUCAGGAGGACUUAUGCACACUGCAUUCAACCAGUGCCAAGUUCAGAGUUCUGGGCCAGAACUGAAUUCACACAGCCAGACCCACCAAUCAUCAAAAGAGGGAUUGGGCGACCAAAGGUGCAUAAUCAGCAGAAAGACCCUGCAGAGCCAAUGAUGCAAGGGGGUAAGCUGAAGAAGUCGUUCUCUGUGUCUUGCAGCAAGUGUGGUGAGAAGGGCCAUAAUUACAAAACUUGCAAAGGAGCACCAUCAAACCCAAAUUGGAAACCUAAAACCAAAAAGCCUAAGAAGAAGAAAGAGAGCACAUCCCAAGCCCUUGUAUGUCUCCCGUUGUCACAGUCUGCUCCACCACCAGAGGAUCCUUCACACAGCCAACCACCCAGCUCAACACCACAGCAGCAACAACCUACUGUUCCGAGCGGAGCUGGACCAUCUGCGACGAAUGUUGCCCCUGCACCAACAAGAGUUACAAGAUCAACAAUUGUAUUAGGACCACCUGCCCCAAUGGGAUCCAGUGCCAGGCCAUCCACCCCAAAUUUAAACCAGCCCUUCAUGCCCCCAGGAAAUGCACCAAGAAUGGUCACCAGCACAGGUCGCCCUAAACAACCAAAGUUCAGACCAAAACAGAAGAUUUUCAGGCCACCUGCUCCACUUGCUUCAGCAGCACCACCUACUAGCACACAACACCAAGAAACAGUUCACCAAGCCCCAUCUAGCACGCAGGCAACUGCACAGCAUCAGCAGGCCCCACCCCCACAAGUAGAUAAACCAACUGUCUCAGCGUCGAAGGAGUCCAACGAAUGA